AAAUUACACAUUUAAUUUGUUUUUGACUUUGGAAGUACAGCUGGCCUCACGUAGAAGACCAAGCUAGCUCAGCUAGCAUCCACAACAAUGCCACAUGGCCAUCGCAUGCAUGCAUAUGUAGUAAACACGCUACCUUCUCCAUAAUGAAACUAACGCAAUUCACUCAUUAAUUUCUUAAUAAGUCACUACUCACCACCGUCCACCGCUCACUAAAAAUGUCUACCUCCGUCACCACCGCCGCUUUCCACCUUCCCAUCAUCUCCCUCUUCAUCCUCUCGCUUCAAGGUCACAGCUACCAUGACCUUGAAGUCAUAAGAGCGGCCCGUUCCGGGGUUUUACGUGCCGCGGAAUGGGCGCGAAGUUUUAACAAUGAGCUUCAUCAGGAAUCACCCGCCGCCGACAAUGUCUCUACUGCCGUGAGCGACUGCGUCAAGCUGUACGAAAGCGCCGAGGAACGGCUCGGCUCGGCGGGGGACAACUACGUUGUUGACCCUAACGAUGCGAUCACCUGGCUGAGUGCGGCUAUGUCGAGCCACCGGAGCUGUGUGGAUGGUUUGGAGGAGAAGGGGUUGCCGGCGAACCCUCAUGAUUUAUCGUCCCGGAACUUGACCUUGUCGCUUAAGCAAGCCUUGGCUAUGUAUGCGCGUAAAAGAAACACAAAAUCGACUACACCAGGUGGCAAUUACUACUGGUGCGUAAGAAGGCAGGAAGUUCAAGCCAGUAUUGGGGGCUCAUGGAAUCGUGGAACUCAGCAUCCUCCACGGCCGACAUUGUGGUCGCCCAAGAUGGAUCCGGCACUUACAACACAAUAAAUCAGGCAGUCGAUGCACUAUCCAGAAUGGGCAGCAACGGGGAGAAAAGGGUGGUUGUGUACGUCAAACGCGGAGUUUAUAACGAGAAUGUUGAGAUCCAUAGGCGAAUGAAGAACAUAAUGUUCGUUGGCGACGGGAUGGACAAGACCAUAGUUACCGGGAAUCGGAACAUCCAAGACGGUGCUACCACCAUAGGCUCCGCUACAUUCCGUGUAUUGGGUGAUGGGUUUUGGGCACGGGACAUGACCUUCGAGAACACGGCCGGGCCACACAAACACCAAGCAGUGGCAUUGGCGAUCGCCUCGGAUCACGCCCUCUUCUAUAGAUGCAGCAUGAAGGGCUACCAAGACACUCUCAUGGUCCAUUCCUUGAGACAAUUUUAUCGUGAUUGCCACAUCUAUGGCACAAUUGACUUCAUAUUCGGGGAUGCCUCGGCCGUGCUCCAAAAUUGUGACAUUUUCGUCACGCGGCCCAUGGAACAUCAAUCCAACUUGAUAACGGCUCAGGGGAGGUAUGACCCGAAUGAGAACACAGGGAUAUCCAUCAUAAACUCGAGGGUGCGACCAACGCCGGAGUUGGAUGGUGUGAAAGGCAGGGUAAAGAGUUACUUGGGGAGGCCUUGGAAGAAGUAUUCAAGGACAUUGUUCAUAAAGAGUGACCUUGAUGGGAUUAUUGAUCCAAAGGGUUGGAUGGAGUGGAGUGGGAAUUAUGCACUCUCAACUUUGUAUUAUGGGGAGUACAUGAAUACGGGGGCCGGGGCAUCCACGGAUAGACGGGUUAAUUGGGCAGGCUUUCAUGUGUUGAAGGCGGCCCAAGAAGCAAGCUCAUUUUGUGUGAAGAAUUUUAUCCAAGGGGAUUCUUGGAUCCCAGAAAGUGGAGUGCCGUUUGGUUCCGAAAUAUGAUGGCCUGUGGAGAAACUGAGAAAGUAUAUAUUUAGCUAGUUUUCUUACCCUUUGUUUAU
Molecule: messenger RNA, 1773 nt
Organism: Cuscuta epithymum
Lineage: Eukaryota; Viridiplantae; Streptophyta; Magnoliopsida; Solanales; Convolvulaceae
Source: the annotation of a GenBank genome assembly